UUCAUAUAUAAGGCAACCUUUGAUAUGCUAGCAAACAUCAAAAAAAAGGAAGAUCCCAAAAAGAAGAAAGAAGAAGAAGAUGGUGAAAGUAGUAGUAUCAGAGAAGAUGAAGCUUGUGGUGGCAUUGAUCACACUUCAGUUCUGUUUUGCAGGCUUCCACAUUGUCUCAAGAGUUGCUCUUAACAUUGGUGUCAGCAAAGUUGUGUACCCUGUUUAUAGGAAUCUUCUUGCCCUUCUCCUUAUAGGUCCCUUCGCUUACUUCCUCGAAAAAAAGGAAAGGCCUCCACUCACUAUCUCUUUACUGGUUCAGUUUUUCCUCUUGGCACUCAUUGGAAUCACAGCAAACCAAGGAUUCUAUCUAUUGGGACUGUACUAUGCAACUCCAACGUUUGCUUCCGCAAUGCAAAACUCUGUUCCUGCCAUCACUUUCAUCAUGGCUUGUGCCCUACGGUUAGAGAAUAUAGACCUGGUCAGGAAACAUGGUGUGGCCAAAGUACUGGGAACCCUAGUGAGCAUCGGUGGAGCCACAGUGAUCACACUGUACAGAGGAUUUCCGAUCUUUCACAAGAGCCAUAACAUGCACGAGGAGGAGAGGAUCGAAUCUAACUCGUCGCACAACUGGUCACUUGGAUGGUUAUACCUAAUGGGGCAUUGUCUGUCAUGGGCUGGUUGGAUGGUUCUUCAAGCUCCUGUUCUAAAGAAGUACCCAGCAAAGCUUACUCUUACAUCCUUCACAUGUUUCUUCGGUCUGGUUCAGUUUCUAGUCAUUGCACUGUUUGUCGAAACUGAUCUCAAUAACUGGAUCAUUGUCUCUUGGGAAGAGCUCUUUACCAUCCUCUAUGCCGGAAUAAUAGCGUCAGGGUUUGUGGUUUAUCUUCAGACUUGGUGUAUAUACAAAGGCGGUCCUGUCUUUGUCGCAGUCUUUCAGCCUCUCCAGACACUUCUUGUCGCUGCAAUGGCGUUUCUUGUUCUUGGUGAUCAGUUGUACUCUGGAAGGAUUGUUGGUGCAGUGUUCAUAAUGUUGGGACUCUACUUGGUUCUUUGGGGCAAAAACGAAGAAAGAAGACAAGUGCUUGAAGAGACUACUCAACAAGAUCCAGAGUCUCUGACCAAACAUCUUCUUGAGGCACAACACAAUAAUGCUGAAUCUGAAGUGUAAAAGUUUACACUUCUGCAAUAACUUCUCUGUACAUACACACAGGAACGUGGCCAAAACACAGGCUCCUCUAGUGGGUCUAUCAUACAAUGCAUAUUCUAGUUUAUUAUUGAGUUGCAACCAAAAAUUGUGGUUGCAAUAAAUGUAUGAAUAAAUGAAAAAAAAAAAGAUAAAUUGAACCAAGUAGUAGUUUAAACUCAUGAUUUGGUCUGGUUGUUGACAGACCAACCAGUGUGCUGGAUAAACUAAUGUGUAAUGUAUUAAGCUUCUAUACAACGAAUCUGUAUCAAUUGUGACCCAGCCACUGAAGUUAUGAUUCUACUUAAACAUCAUUUCCAAAAUAUAACCAAAUCAUCAUCACCAUCUUAAACAAAAAAGGGGAAUUCUUGAUAUCAAAUCACUAGAAAGAAUUAAAGUCGCACUAAACCACAAAGAAAACAACUUAGCUGCAAUAGAACAUGGUGAAAGACGAGGGGGGUCUAAGUUCAACAACAAAUUGCGAAAAAAAAAAAACACGAAAAA
Messenger RNA from Raphanus sativus (radish), 1678 nucleotides. RefSeq names its product WAT1-related protein At3g18200-like. Bases 80 to 1159 code for a protein of 359 amino acids. Gene Ontology annotation, cellular component: plasma membrane. NCBI's taxonomy places the organism in Eukaryota, Viridiplantae, Streptophyta, Magnoliopsida, Brassicales, Brassicaceae. The record is from RefSeq and is a predicted model, not a curated record. The transcript has 6 exons. Gene Ontology annotation, molecular function: transmembrane transporter activity.